Messenger RNA from Miscanthus lutarioriparius, 861 nucleotides. The record is from the annotation of a GenBank genome assembly. NCBI's taxonomy places the organism in Eukaryota, Viridiplantae, Streptophyta, Magnoliopsida, Poales, Poaceae.
AUGGCUGCCCCUCCGCCCGCCGCCGAGGGCCCCGACGCCGUGGAGAUCCGCGAAGUCUGGGCGGGGAACCUGGAGGAGGAGUUCGCGGUGAUCCGCGCCGUCGUCGACGCGUACCCGUACGUCGCCAUGGACACGGAGUUCCCCGGCUUCGUGGUCAAGCCGAGCGCCGAGUACCGGUUCACCUGCGACCGCAACUACGCCGCCCUCGAGGGCAAUGUCAACGUGCUCAAGCUCAUCCAGCUUGGCCUCACCCUCUCCAACGGGGCAGGCGCGCUCCCGCCGUGCGGCACGGGGGGGCGGGGCUGCAUCUGGCAGUUCAACUUCCGGGGCUUCGACCCGCACACCGACCCUUCCAGCAACGACUCCAUCGACCUGCUCCGCCGCAGUGGCAUCGACUUCGACCGCUUUGCGGCCGAGGGGGUCGAUUCCACCCGCUUCGCCGAGCUGAUGAUGUCGUCCGGGAUCGUGCUGAACGACGAUGUCCAGUGGGUCACCUUCCACAGUGGCCACGACUUCGGCUACCUCCUCAGGCUGCUCACCGGACGGGAAAUGCCCAACACCUUGGAUGAGUUCCUCAAGCUCACCAAUACCUUCUUUCCGGUGCUGUACGACAUCAAGCAUCUCAUGAAGUUCUGUGGCGGUGGCCUGUAUGGUGGGCUCAGCAAACUUGGGGAGCUGCUCAAGAUCGAGCGUGUUGGGAUCGGCCACCAGGCUGGUUCUGAUUCGCUGCUGACCCUGCAGUGCUUCAUGAAGCUCAAGCAGUUGUACUUAAAGGAGUCUGUCAAGUUGUAUGAUGGUGUGUUGUUUGGGCUUAUUCCUGGGGAAGUGAAGAUCAAACCUGCUACUCCGCCCAUUGAAUGA